UGCUAUAUGGAGCUUUUCCACCUGUCUUCAUCUACUUUGACACAGGCUCGCGUUAUUGGCUGGCUGCGAGUCGGAUUCUGCUCUUCUGAGUCCGUCAGUGAGAACAUUACGCGCUUCGAGUUUCUGCUCUCCUCUUCGCGCGAAGACUAUGCGCUCACUUGUCAGCUGUGGAGGGUGCACAAAUGGCCAACCACAGUCACUGCGGAGUCUACUCGAGACCUCCUGAAGCUACAGUUCUUCCUGGUUUCCAAUCAUACCUUGAUGGCUGGCGGUCCAACUAUUGUGGUAGAUGAUUGCGGGGGAAACAGAGCUGGGAUCUUCUGUGCCGUCAAUUUCUUGAUAAACCAGUUCACUCUAGCAGGCGUUAUCGACGCCUACUUCAUCGUCAAAAUGCUCCACUUGCAACGUGCCAAAAUAUUUCAUUCUUAUGAAGAUCUAGACUACAUCUACUUGGUGCUCGAACAAUUCCUGGCUGACCUGCAACAGGAUGACGUCACCGAGGCCUACGCGGCAGGUUACGCCAAUUUGGGUGUUGGUAUCUUCAACAGUACCUCUCCAUCCGCCAAUCCCUUCGUUUUAAACAAAUCAACCCACACGAACCGUUCAGCGAACUCCUUUGAACGGGCGCCACACUGUAGCGGCGGCGGUGGUGCUGGUGGCAGUGCCGGCGCAGGUGACCUGGUCUCCCCGUCUCAGCCAACCACCGACGACAGGGACAGUCUCAUCACAGCAGGGGACUGUCAUCCGGACCUGGCGGCUCUCCAGAAACUGCCAGACAGCCACCUGACCAAUACUAACUACGCCAAAACCAAUGGCACUGUCGCCUUCCAGCGCAUUCCCUCCUACCAUACGGCGGGUGGACAUAUCAAUUGCAAAACUGACGACAGAGGAGUUCACAAGAACGCCGCCUACCUCGCAACACUGCUGCCCCCACCGCCCAACCAUGUGGGCUGGAUACCCACCACCACUGCCGCCGCCCGCCGAGGUUGUCGUUUCCGCCUCUGGUCAUCUUUUAUAUCAGAGCAGUUGUGUGUAUGCGUGUGGGUGUGUGUGCGUGUGUGUGUCUACUUCCCGGAACUGAGCUCUACCCACCGCGCCCUUAUCUACACUGUUCACGUAGAGGACUGUCAUUUAAAACCCGAAUUAUGA
Messenger RNA from Dibothriocephalus latus, 1149 nucleotides. The record is from the annotation of a GenBank genome assembly. NCBI's taxonomy places the organism in Eukaryota, Metazoa, Platyhelminthes, Cestoda, Diphyllobothriidea, Diphyllobothriidae.